AGAUGUUCUUCAAUUAUUUCAUAACUUACAUGUUAAAAAGAAGCCAAGACUGUUGAUAAGCAGGUUCCAGCAGGUGAAAGAUAGACAUUUAGUCAGCACAAGAGCAGCUAGCACAAGUGAUUAUGUUUUACCCAGGACUAGGUUUGUAACUGGUAAAAGGAUGUUUUGUUUUUCGUGCUGUGAAGUUAUGGAAUGGUUUACCUGAUCUCAUUAGGAAUUUACCAGAAAAAUAUUUUAAACAAAACAUUAGGGGUAUUUUUUAAAGAGUAUUUGAAGUUUUAUUGUAAUUGUAUGACUGUGAUUGAGGGUAUAGCUUCUAUGUAAUAUUAUCUGUAUAGGCUUUGUUGUGUGUGUAUAAUACCAUCCAUGUGUUGUAUGUAUGUUUUUUGGUUUGUGUCUGUUCUAUAUUGUAUUGUGUUUCAGUUAUACUGUAUUGUGUUUAUUUUGUAAUGUUUUUAUGCUAUGGACUCUUGGAAGAAUAGCCCAAGUGGGCUAAAAGAGAUCCACACUGUCUCUCAAAAAAGGGGCCUCAUCACCCCCCACAAUAGAACUGAAUAAUGUCGCCCUCCUCUGGUUAAAUGUAGUUUUAAGCGAGGCCUUUUGAAGCUCUGUCAAACUAUUUCUUUUCCUUAUAUCCCAUUAAUAUGAUUACAUGACUGUUGAUGUGCCAUCAGGUAUUAUGCUGAUUAUAAAAUUUUUCCAUACAUAAAAAGACAACAGCAGAAACAUGCUGUAUAACAUUUAGCAUCAUUAGAUUCAAACAAUUUAUCUAAAAUAAUUCAUACCUUACAAAAACAUGUGUGUAACUGCAAUAUAAGUCCUGUGGUAAUUUUAAUAUAGUUAUAUUUAUAAAUUCUGCUCUCUAAUCUCAACAUUACAGCAGCAAUUUAAUGCCAUUUGCUUCACAGCAUACAUCACAUACAACUCUAAAUGUAAAGUCUAUAUCAACGACAGAACAAAGUAAAUUGUUAGUACAAUACGCUUCUGAUGUCGCAUGUUUUGGCAUCGUGCAUGUGGAUUGACUCCUGAUAUAACAGGAUCAGUAACAAAGCCACACCCUUCACUUCCUGAUGCACUGUGUUAAAUGGGAAGUUCUGUCAAUCAAAUAUGCAGAGGAACAGAGGAAGUCACACUUAGUGCAGACAGAUGCUGAUGUUGAACUAAAUGACACAGUUUCAGCAGAGACAACAGAGGCUGUUUCCCCCUUUCUGUGACCAUGCAGCUGUUGAAAUGCAUUUUAAUUAUCCAACUGAGCUGUCUUUGUCAAGCUUCUCAGAACCAAACAUCCACUCAAACAGACCCAACUCAUGUCCAGGUGACAGUGGAGGGAAAUAACACAAGAGGGAGAACACAUGAAGAAUUCAACAGUGACCCUUAUGUCCACAAACUAUCUGGUAAAUGCCACUUUGCACUCAGGAUUCCUGGAAACAGGAACAGUGAUGUGGUGGCAUUACCAGCAGGCUCUACAGACAUGUUGCUUGAACAGAUCUGUCAGGAACUUGACUGUGGCAGCGUCUAUGAGAAAACAACCAGUUCACCUCCCAAUACCACAUGCUUUCAACACUGUGUGUACGAAGAUGGUCGUUUGCAGAACUGUUUACAGAGUGUGAGAGGGAACUGCACUGUGAUUGCUGAUGUUGUUUGUGGCCACCACAAUGUUCGGCUGGCAGGAGGCCCAGACCGCUGUGCUGGACGGGUGGAGCUGUGGAGAGAUGGGAGUUGGGGCACCGUGUGUGACGACCAGUGGGACCUGCGGGAUGCAGACGUGGUGUGCGCCCAGCUCGGCUGCGGUUACGCCCUUAAUGUGACGGGACAGGGUGGCUCCUUCCCCCAGGGCAAAGGACCCGUCCACCUGGACGAGCUCAACUGUACCGGCAGGGAGGAGAACCUGUGGGCCUGUCCGGCCGCACAGGACGAGACAGACUGCGGACACAAAGAGGAUGCCGGGGUUGUUUGCUCAGAGAUGAGAGCAGUCAGACUGACUGGAGGUCUGGACCACUGCUCUGGUAUAGUGGAGAUCCACCGUAAUGGCAGCUGGGGUACAGUGUGUGAUAACUGCUGGAAUGUGAACCUGGCCUCCAUGGUGUGCUCCAUGCUGCAGUGUGGAACAGAGCCGCAGCAAUUCACCCGGUUUGUUCCUCCUCUUGCCCACAACAACGGGUCACUGUGGUUCUAUCAAUGUGAUCGAAACAUGCAGAGUCUAUUCGAGUGCGACGAGUAUGUCAACCUAGCACACCUGUGCGCAACCUCAAAAGCAUCUGGUGUCAUCUGUAAAGGCUCCCUUGGGUUUCCUGUACCCACCACAGCCACCACAGCUAAUACAACUGUAAUGACCAGUUGGACGACUGGUGCAACCAUAGUCAGUCAUGCUGGAGGCUUCCUCCUACCAUCGCCGGUGUUGCUCGGCACCAUCGCUGUGGCUCUUGUGCUCCUCGUGGUUCUCAUCACAAACUCAGUGCUUUGCUGCCACUACAGAAGAAGACACGCUUUCUUGCUUCAGCAGACGCGCAGCAGUGCAAGACCUCUCUCUGAACAUCAUCACAACAACUACCAAGAAACCGUCGACCUCAUCAAGAUUACUCCCAACCCACUGCAAACCGAAGCCCCCUCCAACCCCAGGUAUCUUUGGACCCAGCUUAGUAGUGUUGACAGCACGUCAGUAGAUACAGACUAUGAGCAGUAUGAGCCAAGCACUGACCCAUCUGUCCCUUUGUCAACCUUUCGGAAUUCUCAGAGGUACAGAACAGAUGUGAACCCUUUGAUGAGGCCAUCAGGCCUUGACAGCCUCUUUGAGGAAGUCCCUGAACCCACAAAUGAAGCGACGGGAGCCUUUACAAGCUGUAAUGGCGGCCCUGCAGAGGCUCAAUAUGCCCGAGUGUCAAAGAUCUCAGUGGACUCAUUUGAAACCUCCAGUACCUCCUCUGGGGAAUUCUACGAAAAUACAAACAACGGUUACGUCAUGGUCACUCCCGAUUCAGAACCCGGCCAGUCAUCUGUUGUCAACAAUGCUUUUGACCCUUCAGGGCUUGCCUACAGCAAAGAUCCACUUCACCCGAGACAAACAACAAACCUGCAGAGUUCAGGUGAUGAAGAUGAUGGCCCUAUCUACUCCCCUGUGAGCCCUGACCAAAACUUUUCAUCUGAGGAUGACUACGAUGACAUCGGCACCUAAACAGAAGACGCAACUCCAGCUCUCAGAGACCAGAGAGGGUGGGACUGAAGCUGCAAAACUGCUCUGAGAGGAAACACGUACUGUGAGACGAAACACCUGUCUAGACUAAGGAAACACAAAGAGCAUCCAUUUGGUGAUUUGCAGGCUAAAAUAAAUCUAUAAAUUUGGGUUAAAACUGGACUCAAUUUGGUUUAAAAGUGUAAGUCUAGGUUACAUAACUAUUGUCUUAACAGCAUUUGAAUAACUACUGUACACUUCAUUGUGUGCGGUAGUUAAUAUUCAAUGCUGUUGAUGCAAGAGUUGUGUGGGACCUUGGCAUUUAAUACAAAAUGUUCUUUUCAACCAGAUUCACAACAGUUUUGACACAGAUUUCCUGACUGACUUUUGAUGUGCAACAUACCAAACACACUGUUUCCUGUGAACUGCAAUAAUAUAAGUUCAGUGUACAGUUGUUGAAACUUGACACAUGAUUAACCCACUGCAGGUUUACCCAUCCAUUAACCUACCUAUCACAAUGGGCAAGUUGUUGCCUUGUUUUUUACAGUUGUGAUCACAGACUGUUUUAAAAAACACUCUUAUGGUGCACUUAAUGAUGCUCAGACAUCUGACAGUCAAAUGCCAUUGAGAGUUGGCUAUAAAAAGGCAUUGCACCCAUUCAUUUCUGACCAAAAAUCAAACCCUGUAGACAAAUGACAAGCACAUUUUGAUGUUGUGGAAGGAGUAAUGUGUGAUUUUGCUCCUGUUUUGUGUUAAAAAGUUACAGCUCACUCUGAAAUGUGUCAUGUCCAAGCAUCCUGGAAGUGGACUUUUCAGAUCAGUCCCUGCUUUUAGCUGCAUUGCCAUAUAAAUAAGAAAUAUGUGUUGAAAAAUGUCCACUCUGAUUGAUUAGUUUCAAGACCCUGCAAAUUAACUUUUACAGUGCACUGACAUUAACCGAAAA
This is a messenger RNA of Epinephelus moara (kelp grouper), 4112 nucleotides long. RefSeq names its product T-cell differentiation antigen CD6-like. Lineage: Eukaryota; Metazoa; Chordata; Actinopteri; Perciformes; Serranidae. Gene Ontology annotation, cellular component: membrane. Bases 1217 to 3172 code for a protein of 651 amino acids. The record is from RefSeq and is a predicted model, not a curated record. The transcript has 13 exons.